Messenger RNA from Exophiala mesophila, 4480 nucleotides. RefSeq lists its product as hypothetical. Lineage: Eukaryota; Fungi; Ascomycota; Eurotiomycetes; Chaetothyriales; Herpotrichiellaceae. Bases 1253 to 3949 code for a protein of 898 amino acids. Gene Ontology annotation, cellular component: nucleus; cytoplasm. Gene Ontology annotation, biological process: proteasome-mediated ubiquitin-dependent protein catabolic process; ubiquitin recycling. The transcript is spliced from 2 exons. Gene Ontology annotation, molecular function: ubiquitin binding. The record is from RefSeq and is a predicted model, not a curated record.
GUAGUCCGUCACGUCCGUGCCUGUCUACAGCGGAGUAGAAGGUGGCAAUUCGGAAAACCGCACCAAAGACUCCAAAAGGCUCCCACACUAAAUUCACAGUCCCACUAUUUCCACCGUGUGAGGACCUCGCUAAUUCUGGACAACUCCUUCCGCUGCUCCCUCCACGCCAUCCAUCACACUCUAUCCCACCUUCAAAUCUCGAUAUCCUACAUCCAGCCUCUCACAGAUCCUUGACUAGCCAUGUUCAUGUCGAGGGCAGACGGAGAAUUCUAAACACACUUUCCACAGCCCUUACCACCUGCAUCUGUCGAUUCAGACCCUACGGCAAUCACGAAAUCACCCUCGGCUUUGGGUCGCUUCUGUCCCGCGUCAACUUCAACUUCUACGGUGCUGUUAACCUCUGCCGUUAUUUGCUCGAACCAGUGGUCCCUACCCUGUCCAAUCCACACUUGGGUUUGAACCUACCCAGUUCCAUCAAAAAAAUCUCGAUCGAUCACUUCACCAAAUCGGUCUUGGGACGCGCCACGAGCCUCCUAUCUUGCGUGCCCAAUUUCUGAUGAUUUCGACUCUCGGAUUUUCCACACAUCUACAGCGUUGAUCACAUUGGCCAUGGACGAAGAGGAGGAGGUCGCCCAUAAUGCCUCGUAUGAACCUCAGCGAUCGAAGCGACCACACUUGCACGUCUAUCGACCCAUUACAAACUCGAGCGAAGACUUUACACCCUUGAACGAGCCUUCACAAUCGUCACAGUCUGCUCAUCCGAAUGCCCUACUAGGCCAACUCUCCUUUGCCCCGGCCACACAGACAACUGUUGUCACUACAACCACGACCACGACCACCAAAUUCCCCCCCUUCGCAAUUCCUCGUCCACGACACGCACAUCAACUCGACCGCAAAAACUACCCGCUUGCUGCGACACCAACACCUCCAAGCCUUAGAAAUAUCCACUUCGAGAUUGGAGGAAAGCCCACGGUGUUCCGAGAAGCCGCAGAUACAACUUUGGAACUCGAACAGGUAUACUGCUCUUGUGUCAUAUUGUUUAAGUCUACUAACGCAAAAAUUUCAGUUUCAAGAGGAGCGUCGCUCAAUUCGAAAUGCUGGGGGAACCCUUCAGACUGUCCAAAAUUUCGAACCGACAAGAAAUCUAGAUGAUGCUACGUUCUCGAGCUCCACACUCCUUUCAAGAGGUUCUCAUCAGCGACCCGCCUCCCCGGAUUCCUUGGCCGAUACUGAUGGCCACUCUACUCAAGCAAUGUCCUCCCCGACACUCAGUCAGAAUGAUAGCGGCAUCCGACAAGGUCGUCGCCAUGACCGAGGCCUCAUUUCUUCGUUCUCCCGCAUCCAGAACAACGAAAAUACAGACCCAAUAACCCCCGAAAGCUCCUCAAGGCCACAGCGCUCAACUCGUCGAGCAGUGACUCGUGACGCUUCUGCCACUUCUCGGAACAGAUCAACUCUCCUCCCGUCACCGAACAUGGAACAAGUACCGACAUUCCAAUCCAGGCGAUCGAUAACACCGAAGCCACCGUCGCAUCAGUCGCCUGCCGCACAAGAAUCGGCAGGCUCGUCAACAGAGCAUCUGGGCCACGUCCAAGCAAGAACACGAAGUGUUUCGCAAGAGGAUCCUGUUCCCACACCACCAAUCGAUGAUCUGGUCGAUCCCUUGCCCACGCGUCCCGGAAGCCGACGCGCCCUGUCCUCUGUUCCUGCUCGCUUGCACGUCUCCGAAAGCCCGUCAGCACUCGAUGGUAGCCUCCCAAGUCCCAGUCUCUCUCCAGUCACAGCUGCAGCAACUCUUCAGAAUGCUGGCUACUUUGCGGCCGUCGACACUGAAACCGACACGGCCUCUCAAGAUGACACCCAGACGUACGAUGCCCCUUCUACUUACGAGCGACCUUCCUCGAAUUCUCUUAUCCCCGGUUCGAAACAUAUCCGCCCAACGCCUCACCAAUCCUAUGAUCACAACCAUGCCUUCUCAAGACCUUCAGUAGCCGACAUCCCAGCUAUGUUAGAUUACUUUGAGACCAUUCCUGACGAGUUGAAAAGCUACGUCAUGCACCAACUCCUACGCCGCUGUCCCAAACCUACUCUCCAAAUUGUCGCUGAUGCAGUCAACCCGGCACUGAAAUGCGAUUUUAUCUCAAUGCUACCGUCCGAGCUUGCAAUCAACAUUAUCAAAUAUCUGGACCUCCAAAGCCUCUGCAAAGGUGCGCAGGUCUGCCGCAAAUGGAGACAAAUGAUCAACGGUGACGAGCGUGCAUGGAAAGAAUUAUUCGAUGCAGAUGGUUACACUCUCCCUGAAGGCGAGCUCCAACAGGCGAUUACCGACGGAUGGGGUUGGCAGGACCCUUCUGGCGCUGAUGGCCAUGAGCAAAACAUCGGUGCAAGUUCGAACAUGAAGUCUGAGGCAGAAGUCGACUACUUAUCGCCCUCUACCUCCCUAUCAGGUGGCAUCACCGGCCUUCUUCGACGGUCAAAACGCAAAGCAGCGACAUUACUGUCGGGCCGCAACAAACAGGCUAAACGGAAGGAUACCGAUUAUGACGACUCGGCUGACGUCAUCCCAACUGAUUGGAUGAGUCAAAUUUCCACUGCCGAGGGCCCUUAUAACGCUGCCAACGCUGCCAUGCUGGCGGUGCCUGAUUCCAACGUUGGUCUCUCAAGUCUAAAAGGCCUUCAUCUGUAUAAAUCACUUUAUCGAAGACAUCACUUGAUUCGCCGGAACUGGAUGUUCGAGGACACGAAACCCCAGCACCUUGCUUUCCGCGCACAUGAUACCCAUGUGGUAACUUGUCUCCAGUUCGAUACCGAUAAAAUCUUAACUGGAAGUGACGACAACAACAUCAAUGUGUAUGAAACGAAAACUGGCAUUUUGAAAUCCAUUCUGACCGGACAUGAAGGAGGUGUUUGGGCGCUGCAAUAUGAAGGCAAUACACUGGUGUCUGGGUCCACAGACAGAUCUGUGCGAGUAUGGAAUAUUCAAGAGGCACGUGAAACCCAUGUGUUCCGUGGACACACCUCGACCGUACGAUGCCUACAGAUCGUCUCUCCUGUGAAGAUUGGCGAAACUACAGAAGGGAAGCCGAUCAUGAUGCCUAAACAGCCUUUGAUCAUCACAGGUUCACGAGAUUCGACUCUUCGCGUAUGGAAGCUUCCUCGUCCAGGAGACCCGAUGUUCGUACAGACUGAUAAUGAGGGCGAGGCAGACGACUGUCCUUUCUUUGUCAGAACGUUGACUGGCCAUCAACACUCUGUCCGAGCAAUCGCCGCUCAUGCAGAUACACUAGUCAGCGGCAGCUACGAUUACACAGUCCGUGUGUGGAAAAUAUCGACUGGAGAGACCAUACACCGCCUUCAAGGCCACACACAGAAGGUCUACAGCGUUGUUCUCGACCAUGCUCGCAAUCGUUGCAUAAGUGGAUCUAUGGACAACAUGGUCCGGAUCUGGGACUUGAACACCGGGUCAAUGAAGUACACAUUGGAGGGCCAUACUUCUCUUGUUGGCCUCCUCGAUUUGAAUUGUGACAAACUCGUCUCCGCCGCAGCAGAUUCCACGCUCCGCAUCUGGGACCCCGAGAAUGGCCAAUGCAAAGCUACUCUCAGUGCCCAUACCGGUGCUAUCACCUGCUUCAAGCACGAUGGGCAGAAAGUCAUCAGCGGGUCAGACAGAGCGUUGAAACUUUGGAACAUCAAGACGGGCGAGUGCGUCAAAGAUCUCCUUUCCGACCUCAGCGGUGUCUGGCAGGUCAAGUUCAAUGAGCGACGGUGUGUCGCUGCUGUUCAACGAGAUGGCCUUACAUAUAUUGAAGUUCUUGACUUUGGGGCAGCACGGGACGGUGUACCUGAGCAUAACCGAGGCCGACGGAUUGUUGUCGAUGUCGACGGGGUUGAAACCAGCAAUGACGAUGGCGGCUAUCUGGACCUUGACGGCAGCACGGAUCCGCAAUGAACUUGCAUCCCAUGAUCAUCAUGUUCAAAAUGACAAAAACAGAGCUUUCGAUGGCUUGCGACAUUUUCAGUCCUGAAACACCCUCGAGCGCUUGAGCGAAUGAAAUUUUAAUGCGAUUGAUGACUGCUUUUAGCGGCAAAUCUUGACGAGAAGUAUGAGUGUUUCUCGCUCUCGGAGUGUUGAAACGGCGCAUCCGUGACGACCAGCGGGCAGGCAUUCUCAACGAUAAGAAUCGAAAUGGGUAUUAGCAUGGUCUGGCAGGUUAAGAUGGCUUUUCUGGAGAACAAUGCACACUUCUUCCCGCGGCUAUGAGUGUUACGAGUACGGAAGACUGAAAGAUUACUGGUGGGGAGGAAUUAUCAGGACAGUGGGUAGGUGUUGUACAAAGUUCUUGCUCCCCGUGCAGCAUGGCUAUGAGAACUCCAGACUCAAAGUCUAGUCAAGCAUUAGACAGAGAAAAGAUAUUCAAACCUUAACUGACUGCCUGACAUGACACCAAUGACUGUAUUCGAUGGACCGCAAAGAAGUGCA